AUGAAGUUUUUUAAAUUAAUAAGAUUUGUUGUAGGAAGUGACUUAGAAAAAGUUGGUGAUAGUAGUGAUAAUGAAAAUAAACCUCUAAUUGAAAAGGAAUUAAUAAAGCAGAAUCCAAUUCUAGAGAAAAAGGAAAUAGAUUUAACUAAUCAAAGAACUGAGAUUACUGAUCAGAAAUUAAAAAAAGAAGAAAUUUCACAGUUAAGAAAACAACUGAAAUAUUUAGAAAUUAAAAUUAAAUUUUUAGUAAAUGAGAAUAAUAAUAAGAGUAAGUUAAUAAGUGAAGAUGUUUAUUUUAUAAGAGAAGGUAAAAAGAAAUUAAAAGAAACAUGUGUGUAA
Hepatospora eriocheir is the source of this 339-nucleotide messenger RNA. NCBI's taxonomy places the organism in Eukaryota, Fungi, Microsporidia, Hepatosporidae. The record is from the annotation of a GenBank genome assembly.